Messenger RNA from Solanum verrucosum, 1184 nucleotides. RefSeq lists its product as uncharacterized. Bases 222 to 935 code for a protein of 237 amino acids. Gene Ontology annotation, biological process: protein deubiquitination. NCBI's taxonomy places the organism in Eukaryota, Viridiplantae, Streptophyta, Magnoliopsida, Solanales, Solanaceae. Gene Ontology annotation, molecular function: deubiquitinase activity. The record is from RefSeq and is a predicted model, not a curated record. The transcript has 4 exons.
AUAAAGUUUAUCCAAUCGAUAAAAGAAAUUCGUCGACAAACUCUGCAGAAAAAAGAGAGAGAAAACGAAAAAGGGUAUCGCUAAACCAAACGGUCCAUGGUGAUUGUUAUGAUAACAACAACCACGUUGCUUUUUCAUUGUUUGAUUUGAAUUCAAAUUUUUUUCAUUAUUAUUUGGGGGAGAUUGUUGAGGCUUUUUUAGGGUUUUAAAUUUGAAGAAGGAUGACGGAGGUGGUCCUCCACAUAUAUGAUGUGACGAAUAGUGGCUCCGAUAAGACCAACAACACCAUUGUUCAGAUCAACAAGUUUUUCAAAGACGGUAUCGGUCUUGGUGGAAUCUUUCAUAGUGCCGUUCAGGUUUAUGGAGAUGAUGAGUGGUCAUUCGGGUUCUGUGAACAAGGUACUGGAGUUUUUAGCUAUCCUGCUGGGAAAAAUCCAAUGUAUUCGUACCGUGAAUGCAUUGUACUUGGAAACACAAACCACUCUAUUUUCAAAGUGAAUGAGAUAUUGAGAGAGCUUAGUAGAGAGUGGCCUGGACACUCAUAUGAUUUAUUGUCAAAGAAUUGCAAUCACUUUUGUGAUGAAUUUUGUGAAAGACUUGGUGUUCAAAAGCUUCCUGGCUGGGUUAACAGGUUUGCUCAUGCUGGUGAUGCUGCCGUUGAGAUAGCAGGAACUACUGCUUUUAGGCUGAGGCAAGCUAAAACAGAGAUCGUUACAGCUAGUAAAGUGGCAUAUAGGUUCUUCGCAGGAGUUGCUUCUAACAAUUCAGCUUCCCCCGACUCUCCUGGCAACUCUGGUCGGGGAACUCCUAGGUUUCAAGCAAAUUGGUUUAAAAACUUUAUCACCACUGGUGCGAAACCAUCUGGUUCAGAUAGUGAAGAGGUGCUAGGACAGCAGCAGCAGCAUGGAACAGAGACCCCUUUGAGGCAGAACUAGCGGCAGGAAAACUAAAAGAAUUCCACUCAUCCGUCCUGUUCCAAGUUAUAGUUCAUGUUGUAGUCAGACAUGAGGAAUAUCGUUUCCCACACCGAUUCCCGUUAUUGUCAAGAAAAUGCCAAGCCUAUUGCUCCUGAUUUGUUGUGGAAUAUGUAAAUCAUUUUGUUUUUCUGGUGCUGCUUAAAUAUUGCAAUUUGUUAUGGGAUUAUGUAAAUUGCUCUGGUCUUUUGUGUUAUGCUGAUUAGUGCU